GAUCGAUGUCCGUGCCGGCGUUCCAUGCAACCCGCAAUGAGCCCAAUGUUCAAAGCAAUAAUUUACCACCCCUGGCACCGGCAGCUGAGAGAUUGCGGCGGGCACUCAUUGAUGACCGACGCAUAGUGGAGUCGCUUCCCCAGGAUAGGCGACCACCUCUCAUAUCGUUUCAGCGCCGAUCCAAGAUCGGCAACGCAUGGGCAGGAAGCUCGCUGUAUAGUGCUGCCCUUCAAGAUCAUUUUGCACGCUCAUUAAGUUUACAUCGUGUGACUGUCCCAUCCAAUGCUGUAAUCAGUCGUCAGAGUGCGCCAUUUGUUUCUGGCAACGGUCGGUUAAGCACAGUUCUGGCAAAGCCAUGCUUGGACCCCCGUAAGCGUCAGCGCGCAAAAUGGGAACGUGAGAAAGAUAUUGCCAACCGGAGGAAAUCUCCAGGGAAAACAUUGCUGGAUCCUCUACAACAUGCUCCUCUCGCAUGCAGAGGCGCCCAAUUCAACGACGAAAAGGAAGCUUCACUGGAUCCACCAGCAAAACCCCUUACGCUUGCCCAGCGCCUUGGUAUUGUUGCCAGACCACCGCCUCGACUGACCUCCGACGAGUGGGAGAUCGUCAAGGACUUGUCCUUGAAACGAGAUAAUGGUGUGGAUCCCUGUCCAAUCUGUCAAGAACCUUUUACGACGGAGCACCAGGUCCUUCUCUCUUGCUCGCAUCUUUUCCAUCGCGCAUGUUUGGAUUCGUAUGAACGGUAUGUCCAGAAGAAAUCUUGCCCCCUCUGUCGCGAAGCCAAUUAUGAAAAGAGGCUUAUAUUUGAAGGCAAGAAGAGGUACCUGCACACAGCAGCAACCAUAAUUCAAAAAACAUGGAGAAUGUGGGUUAAGAGGAGACGUUAUCAAACUUACCGAAAGAAUCAUCCGCCGAAUGACCGACGUCUUCUCUCGAGCUGGCAUAUGGAACGGCUCUCGGACUACACGGAUAUCUUAGCGCAACAAGUACACUUUGAAAGCCAGGAAUUGCAAAGCUUUCUGCGUGAAAUGGACAAUACGCUCGCUCAAAGCAGAACAACAAUUAAUGAAACUUCAGCCAAGUUUGCAUCUCUUCAAGUGAAGGCGUGCCUUACUCAGGAGGAAUGGGACGAGAUCACAUCCCGCGCCUGUGAGAGGGGACUGGAAGAUGAUUGCGCGAUUUGCAUCAUGCCUCUAUGUCCCGCACCAAAGGCAGGGAGUAAACGACCAGCUAAACAACUUACUUUGCUGAGCUGCUCACAUAUAUUCCAUGCUCAGUGUCUCAAAUGCUUGGAAAAAUUCGAUAACAAUCUACAUGUUCAUGCAUGCCCCGUUUGCCGUACAGAAUAUGAGAGAAUAUUGCUUUAGAAUAUAGCGUUGAACAACCUAUGCGGUCAUGCACUUCUCAAUGUCAUCACCGGAGCGUCGUUAUUAUUAACCGCGCGAGCAAUGGCCAGAUCAGAUCCAUUUCUUUUUAAAGAAUGUUUAUCAAUGGAUUCUGAACAUCCAAGACAACGAUAAGCGAAGCUCAUGCAUGACUUUGAAUAUGUAUCAGUUUCCUGGAUGCACUGAGAUGUGGCACCGAAUCAGAAGUAACAGUACUACGGAAAUAGCUGAGCAACAUGGCGGUUACAAACAGUCGUCGGAAGGAGAGGUUUUUCUCGUGAGUGGAGACGCCAUAUCAUUCAUGUCGUUCACGGGAUGGAGUAACAAACAAUACUGCAGAGAGUGAUACGCAACGUACAUCUGAUCGGGAGGGCUCGAAGGUGUUCA
Molecule: messenger RNA, 1772 nt
Organism: Spizellomyces punctatus DAOM BR117
Lineage: Eukaryota; Fungi; Chytridiomycota; Chytridiomycetes; Spizellomycetales; Spizellomycetaceae
Exons: 7
Coding region: 6-1367 (453 amino acids)
Molecular function (GO): protein binding
Source: RefSeq, a predicted model, not a curated record